Ilex paraguariensis (yerba mate) is the source of this 687-nucleotide messenger RNA. NCBI's taxonomy places the organism in Eukaryota, Viridiplantae, Streptophyta, Magnoliopsida, Aquifoliales, Aquifoliaceae. The record is from the annotation of a GenBank genome assembly.
AUGGAGGCUCUCGGAAUUGGCUCCCGAAAUGUGGCUGACAGUGCUAUGUUUAGAGGGCUUGUGCAGUGUGGGAAAAUGGAAGAAGCAAUGCUGAUUCUUGAUUGCAUGCUUAGGGUGCAGCUUGUUCCAACUAUCACCACUUUCACAACUCUGAUGCAUAAGUUCUGUAAAGAAUUUAACCCGAUAGAGGCUACGUUGUUGCUUACAAAUGUUCUCAUUACUGGCCUUUGUGCUAGUGGUGGUAUUGUACAAGCAUUUGAUCUAUAUGAGGAGAUAAAACAAAGGGACCUCUGCCCUAAUACCACCACGUUUACUGUUCUUACCGAUGCUCUCUUGACCAAGAACAAUAUUGUGAAGGGUGAAAUGAUUUUGAUGGAUUUACAAGACAGGGGAUUGAUAUCUCGAGAUCAAAGCACCCAAGAUUUGCACAAAGGUUUGAUGGACCAUUGUGGAGGCUUGCUAGCAAACGAGGUUGUGAUGGGAAUUUCUUUACCUAACCAAUUAGGAUGCAAGAUGAGUUAUUUAUUUCUCAUGCAUGGUAUCAUGGACAGAGCACGCCUCUUUAUGGAUCGGUGGGGAGCAGAUUUUAGGCUUUCAGCUGCUAAAGUUGGGAAGUCUUCUGACACCAAGUACAUCAAGAUUUAUGGUUUCCCCACUGACUUUCACUGGUGCCAAUACAAGUCGUGA